Molecule: messenger RNA, 1245 nt
Organism: Bipolaris zeicola 26-R-13
Lineage: Eukaryota; Fungi; Ascomycota; Dothideomycetes; Pleosporales; Pleosporaceae
Exons: 2
Coding region: 1-1245 (414 amino acids)
Source: RefSeq, a predicted model, not a curated record
AUGAGUUCAGCUUUACCGCACAACAAGAAGCCUCGCAAGCAGUAUGUCUUGGGUGACUUUGUCAAAUAUGCCACUGGCAUAUUUGCGGCUCACUUCGUCGCCAUCUCCGACAUGGGUAUCUACGAGUUCGCAGAGAAGCAAUACACGGACGAAAAGCAACAAUUACAAACUUGUCAUAUGGUCCUUGUGGGACACUAUGCUCGCAAGAGUGGUGGUCCUCCAGUCUGGGCACAAGCGACAGGUGACGGUAUACGGUAUCAUAAAGGUACCGGCUUUUUAGUGGAGCCGCUCAUUUUGGACAUUCAUUGCGGAAAAGUCUACUACGACCCUCCAUUCAGCUACAUUGGCGGUACGAUCAAGAAUAGUGAUACUCCACGCGGUAUGACGCAGGAACGAAAAUUUCAGCGAGCAGUGGUUGAAUCUGCCAUUCACUUCGUCUUCCUCUUGAGCGGGAGAUUGAACCAAACCUUAGAUAUCACAAACCUGGAUUUGCUUGGUCAUUUCAAGAUUGCUCUCGUAAAUCUUUUACAGAAUCGGAAGGCUCACGAAGCGGCUGACCGUACUCCAACCAAAAGAUCCCCAACACGCGUUGAAGAGACAGCCAUCACUAAGAACGAAGCGCGUCCUUUCAAAGUUAGUGAGACGAAUUAUAGGAAUCUUACAUUUCAAAUCAUACGAAGGCCUCUGCCACCUAUUAUUGAGGCUUCACUAAACCGUAGAGUUAUCGAUUUAACGCGCGAUGUUCCCGGAUCUUCGCCUCAAGCAUUCAAUGAGCGUGUACUUCUCGAGCAACAAGUGCGAGAUCUCAAAGCGAAACUCGAAGAAGAAAAGACGAAGACAAAUGCACUUGAAGCGAGGCUAGUUCGAGAGAAAGCCAGACGGCAGAGAUUACGAGAUCAGCGCGGAAGAUGGACUAUACAGAGACAAGCCUUGAAGGCGAAGGUUUCUGCAAAAAGACAGCGAUUAGCACAGUACGAAGCGACCGCACUGGAGCAUCGGCUUCAAAUUGCAGCGAUGAAGGAAGAGCUUGCGCGUGAGAAGGAAGAGCUUGGGUGUGAGAAGAAAGCGAGGAUGUUCUGGGAGCACAAGCACAACAGCUUGCCAAGAAUGCUGCUUGACCGUAGCCGACUUUCGAUUGCUUCAGGGUCUCCAAAUGAUCAGGAGUCAAGUGUGGCGUUGGUCAGAACAUCAGAUGCAGGAGUACGCAGUGGCCCAUUCGGUUCCGGCCGUUCUCGACCGUUGUGA